Messenger RNA from Lachnellula hyalina, 2874 nucleotides. Its product is annotated as Vegetative incompatibility protein HET-E-1. The record is from RefSeq and is a predicted model, not a curated record. The coding region runs from base 1 to 2874 and encodes 957 amino acids. The transcript has 9 exons. NCBI's taxonomy places the organism in Eukaryota, Fungi, Ascomycota, Leotiomycetes, Helotiales, Lachnaceae.
AUGGACGAGCAGAUUACAAGGCUGAGCCUCGGAUCUAUUCGAUCGACAGGCUUGAAUGUGCGCUCAAACAAUGAUAUGUGGGCUCAAGCUGUCGAGCAUUUAAGUGCUGAAGAUAAAGCAAACAUAAACUUUAGCUACGAUAAGCUGGAAACUUUAUCUAGCCUCCAUACAGACGCCAAAGACGCCCAGAAGAAAUGCGAGGACAACCGAUUGCAUUUCAAACGAAGAAGUGGAGAGAAAGUUAUUUUGCGAGACUUGUUUGGCAAGGUCGUCAAAUGGAUCGAUCUAUUUAAACAGGUUGGAGACACAGCUGUGCAGUAUGACCCUGGCCAUGCUGCUCUACCUUGGGCACUGGUUCGAUUUCUCCUCCAGGCAACAGUCAAUGAUAUUGAGAAAUACGAGAUCCUCGAGCAGCUUUACGUCGACGGAACUGCUGCUGCCGUGGAACAACUCGAAUCGGCACUCGUUCGACUGUACAGCGCCAUUCUUCUUUGCUUGUCAAAGCUUAAAAGUUAUCUUAAUCGAAGAAAAGCAGAUUCGAAGAGACAGAAAAUUCUUAAAUGGAUGUCGGAUAUCGAGAAAAUACCCUACUUGAAGCAUCACAAGGAGAAUAAGAGGCAAAUGCUGUCUGGUACCGGUCAUUGGCUACUUGAAGACAGAACAUUCAAGGAUUGGAAGGAUGAUAGCGCUUCUUCAUUACUUUGGCUGCAUGGUAUCCCUGGGUCUGGAAAGAGCAAACUAACAUCACUUGUUAUCGAGGACACUGUGAAAUGCGCUAUCCAGGAUCAAAUCCCUCGCCCGGCAUACUUUUACUGCUCACGGAACUCAGCGGAGCCACUUCGAUCAGACUCUAAUGCAAUACUUGGCAGCAUAGCACGACAACUUGCUAGUGUCAAUCCAAUAUCCCCACUAUUACCACCAGCUGUUCAGAAGUACGCCGAGGAGGAAGUUCAAGGCGCGACAUCUACCUCACUGGACGUCCAAGACAGCAGUGAGUUGAUAUCUGGACUUCUUGACCUCUACCCAACAGCGUUUAUCAUAAUUGAUGCCCUUGAUGAAUGUACUCCAGAGACUCGAAUCGACCUUCUCGACUUCAUUAAAGCCACACUUGACACUUCUGCGUGUCUGGUAAAGUUCUUCAUAUCUAGUCGAGAGGACGGGGAGAUCAUGUAUCAGUUGAACAAGUUUCCAAAUGUUGAAAUCUCUUCCACGAAAAACCAAGGUGACAUUGAAGCGUUCGUGGAGAGCGAAACGACGAAUCUUGUGAAAAGGGGGACGUUAUUGAGAAACAGCCGGGGAAAGAAAGCACUCGAAGCAGAGAUAACAAAAAAGUUGUCAAGAGAUGCAGGAGGGAUGUUUCGGUGGGCUAGCAUGCAGCUUCAACAUUUGACAACCCUAAAAACGGACGAGGAUAUCCUACACCAUCUAGGCAAAAUUCCACCAAGCUUGGAAGUGCUAUACAAAGAUAUAUAUGAGCGCAUAGCGGCAAAUCACGGCAGUAUCUCUAAGGUAUUAGCGCGGAAUACAUUCAGCUUACUUUUGCGUCUAAAAGAAAAUCUCCUGCUUUCGGAAUUUAUAAAGUUAGUCCAGGACAACGAGGAAGGAUUCUCUUCCGCCAUGCCCUCGAAUACAAUUCUGGAUAUAUGCUGUAACCUUGUGGUUUUGGACAAGACUCUCGAUAUAUUUCGGUUUGCGCAUCUUAGUGUUCGGGAGUUUUUCGAAAAAUUACCUGAAUUCAACCAUGAGAGCACCCACUCUACUAUCGCAAUAUGUUGCAUGAAACACAUCGACAUGGCGGAGAGAAGCAAGCCCUAUGAGUGGUGGAAUCAAUAUGGGCCGAAACCCAUAAAAAUGAUUGGGGACUACAUUGACCUUUGGCUACUCCAUCAUUUACAUUCGACUAGCUGUGAUGAGCGAAUGAAGGCUCAGUUCUUGAAACAUACUACUCGCCUACUGUCCCGAGCAGACUUCUCGAGUUUGUUUCAAAAUCCGUCAUUAGACAAGAUUUUACCAGUACCGAGGACCAUCAACUCGAAUCUAUCAUCUCUCUUUAAUGCUUGCGCAGGAGGAUUUUCAGAAAUCCUCAAACUGACUAUCUUUUAUAUGCAAGACUCGGGGCGCCUUCCAUCGAGUAUGCAGUUAUCCGCAAAGUCGAUACUUCCCCAGGACCUUGAAAGCUUGAAACGCACAGGGGAGCUCUUUUUGCCAGAAGGCACCCAGAACUUGGCACCGGACGUCGUUACGCUAUUAGCAAAACAUGCAAUUUCCCACGGGAGUUUCGUUGUAUUGCAUUUUCUCUUACACGAGAAUCUUUGUACAGUGACUGAGGAAAUGCUAUUACAAGCCGUUAAUGCUUACUGCAUUCGGAAGACUUCUGGGUCUGAAUGGAGAGAACCUGCAGUUAUAGUGGACCUUAUGUUACACAAUGCCGUCCGCCAGAAAGUUUCAGGACUACUAAAACCCUACCCAAUGGUGGCCUUUGAUAAAGAAUUCUUCCCAGGAAAGACUAGAGUUUCGAAUGGAGCUGAGCGCCACAUAAAGCAUCUCUUGACACCCGCUGUGAUAGAGAAAGCGGUGGCGACCAUACGCUUAGCCUCUACCAGUGGAAUACAGGUUCUUGUCACUCAUGUUCUGAUUAAAUGGGGAGCUAAGAUCCUCCUGACGAAGAGUCUCGAUGAUUCCAUCUUGCGGUGGAGUCCUGACGAAUCGGAAACGAUCUUUCUGUUCUUAAAAUCCCAUGAUGAUUUGCAUAUUUCAUGGGAUUUCUUGGAACAUAUCGGGAGAAGACCUGGAGAUUGGUUUCAAAAUGAUUCAGAUUGUUUACGUUUAAUUCGGAAUUGUGCUCCAGCCGAAAUAACUCAAGAAGUAUUGUAA